AUGACAGUUCGGCUCAAACUGACAGUACCAAUGGAUUCUAAGAGGUCGCAUCUUAUGAUUCCACGAACUCCUGAUUCAGGGCACUCUUCAAAAAGGAAUCAUUCCAUGGACCUUCCAGCAAUCCGCUGCAAUCCACAAGAGUGUCUCCACAAUCAAUUUGUUUUCAUCCAAGAAGAUCAAAGUCCUGAAUUGGCCAGCCAACUCUCCGGACCUCAACCCAGUCGGAAACGUUUGGGGAUUACUUGCUAAGCAGUUUCAAACAGUUGACGAGCUCAAGGAUGUUAUUUGGAACGAAUGGGGCAAGCUCUCGCCAACCUAUUUGGAGUCUCUGACAAAGAGAAUGCCGAACCGACUGAGCCAAGUGAUCCAAAAGUUUGGAGGAACAACUUCUUAUUAA
Messenger RNA from Caenorhabditis sp. 36 PRJEB53466, 397 nucleotides. The record is from the annotation of a GenBank genome assembly. NCBI's taxonomy places the organism in Eukaryota, Metazoa, Nematoda, Chromadorea, Rhabditida, Rhabditidae.